This is a messenger RNA of Anopheles coluzzii, 1011 nucleotides long. RefSeq names its product peroxisome biogenesis factor 2 (gene Pex2). Gene Ontology annotation, biological process: protein import into peroxisome matrix. Gene Ontology annotation, cellular component: peroxisomal membrane. The coding region runs from base 48 to 908 and encodes 286 amino acids. The transcript has 3 exons. The record is from RefSeq and is a predicted model, not a curated record. Gene Ontology annotation, molecular function: zinc ion binding. Lineage: Eukaryota; Metazoa; Arthropoda; Insecta; Diptera; Culicidae.
AUCUACGACAGUAAACCAAAACAAACCCAUUCAAAAGGCAAGCCAAUAUGGGCAGCUCCAAACAAAACACGGGAAAAAUUAAAACAAACUUCGUACCUCGGGUGAAUCAGCUAGACUCCAUACAGCUCGACAAUGAAAUAACAAACCUCCUCCGCCAGCAGAUACAGAACAUACUACAGGUCCUACCGCCCGGACUGCUGAGCCACCUUCAGCCGGAGAUAAAUUUUGUCCUAAACUCAGCCCUUUGGAACUUUUCCAUCCGCACACACUAUGCCACCUUCGGCCAGCAGAUGCUGUCGAUCGCGUACGAAAAAGAUCAACUGCCAUCGGCAAAGCUAGCCCUUCACUACCUCCUCACGACGGUGCUACCGUACGCCAAAGAAAACGCUCAAUUUCGCCUAACCAACUGGUCGCGGGUGCAAAAGCUCCUCCAGCUAGCGGAAAACGCACUGGUCCUGUUUAAUCUGGUUAACUUUUUCAAGUUUCUCCGCUCCGGUACGCGACCCUCGCUGGUGGAUUGUUUGCUGCGCAUUAACCACCGCUCGCUGGACGGUGCGAAGCGACGCACGAUCGGCUACUCGUACAUGACGCGCGAGCUGGUUUGGGCUGGCUUUAUGGAGCUGCUCGGAUUUACGAUCCCGUUCGUGAACUAUCACGCGCUGAAGCGAAAGCUGCGCAAUUUGCUGCGCAUUGAAGCGGCACCCCAGCGGCAGGAUGAGCGCGUUGAGCUGACCGCGGACACGAGAUGUGCGUACUGCAAUGAGCGAGUGAUUCUACCUCACCACAUGGGCUGCAGGCACGUGUUUUGCUACCUGUGUCUGAAGGGCAAUCAGCUGGCGGAUGCUGGAUUCCAGUGUAAUGUGUGUGACUACCGCAGUGAAACGUUCCGGAAGGUUGUUGUAUUGUAGGAUGGAUUUGUUGUGUAUUUAUAAAAAAAGGUUUAUGGGUGCUAGGGUGUUCAAACAUUCCAGAACAAAAAACGGUUGUCUCUAUGUAAUGUGUUGCAGGAUG